AUGGCUGACAUGGUAAAGCCGGAGCCCGAUGACCGGACCGCUGCUUCCCCCUCAGUCAAAUUGGAGGGCGAUCCGGGCCCUGCAGGACCUUUCCUGAGCAAUCUGGCCAUCCAUUUCCCCGACAUUGAGCACACUUCGUCUUUCGCUUGGGAGAGGGAAAGUGAAAUGAAGAUAUCGGAACGCGUUGCCACCAAGCAGAAAGCGCUUGAUGAUGCUUUCCAUUGUGCAGAAGGAAUUGUUAACCUGAUCACCACUACCUGCGACGGAGAAGGCCCGGAUGUCGGUCAUGUUCAGAAGGAUUCGGAGAUCCAAGCAUGGAAGGAAGAAAUAUAUCGACUCAAAGAGCAGCACAUGUCGUUGGAAAUACUGGUUGGUGUAGCCGGUGCCACGGGUGCCGGGAAAAGCACCAUUCUCAACAUGCUGCUUGGAAGGCCCCAUCUUUUACCAUCGAGCAACUCGGAGGCAUCGACUGCAUCGGCAUGCCAGGUUAAAUAUAACCAUGACGACAGUCCCAACCACCUGUUCAGGGCCGAGAUUGACUGCCAUACAUACCAGGAGGUGUUGUGUGAGCUCAAAAAGCUCUAUGAAGCCUUCGGGCAGACUUUUGAUGAGGAAACCCUUUCAAGUCAGAUGGAAAGAAUGGAACAGCAGGUCAACAACGAGGUCUUUAUCCGCGAGGAAAUGAAAAAGAUAAAGGCCGUGUGGCACCUAGAACGCGAACAAGUUGAGAAUAUGACACCAGAGACGUUACUCGACUCCAAUGCACAUAUCCGAGAACUUCUCGGUAGUACGCAGUCUAUCAGCUCUGCUGAUAUUAAGGAAUUUGCCGAACUUGUCAAGCCAUACGUGGAUUCCUCGCCCACUCCACAAGGGUUCGAGGUGUGGCCGUUGGUUAAGCAAGCCAAGCUUUAUGUCAAAUCACCCGUACUCAAAGAAGGGAUAACACUGGUUGAUCUCCCCGGACUUUCGGACGCAGUGGAAACUCGUGCCAGGGUGGCUCAGCGGUUUUUCGAUCGACUGGAUACAACUAUCAUUGUGACUCGUUCUAGUCGAGCAAUCGAUGAGAAGACAGGAGUUGACCUGAUGAAUGAGUAUCAGGCUCUCCAGAUGCAAGCGAACGGUACCUUUCGGAAGAAACAAUUCUGUGUAGUUGCUUCACAAAUGGACGAUAUUGACGUGGAGGGUUUCAGGCUUGGGUCUCAGGUGGCAAAGGCCAACGUCAACUUACAAAGCGAUAUUGAGGAGAUUGACCGUAUAACGUUGGAGAAAGGGGAUACAGAGAAACAACUUAGGACCCAGAAAAAGAACGCCGAAGUAUGCCAAACAAGGUUGGAGAAAGCCACUCGUCUGCUUAGAACAUUGGAGGCCAAGAAGAACAUCGGUAAAACCCCCAAAGCAGAAAAGUUACACCUUGAAAAGCUGGAGAAGGCACGAAAAAAGGUGUCAUCACUCCAAGCACAGCUGGCCAACCAUCAAACAAUCGUCGAUCAACAUCACAGGAAGUUACAUCAGCUGGAUGAGUCUUUAGAAGCCUGUGAAGGUCGUGCAAAGUGGACAUGCAUUCGCAUGCGCCAUGAAUACAUCGCCGAGAAGAUCAAGAAGAACAUGAAGAGCAAACUUUAUUCCUCCCAGGAUCAAGGUCAAGAUACCAAUGCCGAGAACGAUGGAAUUGUCGAGGUCUUUUCGGUGUCGGCCAAAGCAUAUCGCAGCCAUCUUGGAGGCCGGCCUCCAGAGAACUUCCCAGGAACAUCGUACACUGGUAUCCCACAGCUUUUGGCAUGGCUCAGAGUGUCAGCUCUGGAGAAGCGGGAGGCUCAUCUCGAUGUGCUCCUGAAGGCCCUGCAGAGGCUCUUGAAUGGCAUACAACAAUGGUCGAACGUCAUAUCUUGGAGCCAGACAGUCUCGUUCUCGAGACGGACCGUUGAAGGGAUUCUUUCCAAUGUACAUGAGAAUCACAAAAAGAACCUCGACACCGAGCUUCGUCGUUGGGCCGACAUUAUUGUUGCAAUUGACCCGUUUGAAAGCAUCAAGCAGGAGCUUAUGGUGUCGAAUGAAGCUGUCGGUACGGUCGUGCUCAAGUGGGCGUUCAAGUAUCCAGAAGAUGCCAGAAAAUUGGAGUACAUGGCACAUAGCACGUACAACGCUAUUCUUCGUCGAAACGGUGGGCCGUUCCUGAGCCGUGGUGGUGAGCGUCGGUCGUAUAAUUUUCCUGAAUCAUUGGCCGUUCCAUUUCUAAGAGUCAUGUCGGGCAACUGGCAGACCGUACUGCACAAGUAUAUUCCCUCGCAUGAACCUCUAAUCAUGAAGCCUAUUACGGAAAUGUGGCACCGAUACGUCAACGAACUGGUUAAUCAAAUUAGAACGGCGGCGCCAGCGAUCUUGCCUCAGCUGCAAGAAUGCCUCCCAGUGUUGAGACGCAUCCUUGAUGAGAUACAGCUCAGGGUGCGAGAGAUUUUGAAUGGACUCUCCAGGAGUUCAUCUGACAUUCAGCCCGAGUUCCGGGACGCAUUACAGACGCGUCUCGUGCCCCUUUUUGCGCAAGCACUUGAGAUCACAGGCACCGGAAGCUACAAAAAGCGUCGCGAAUACCUCCAACAGCAUGUAGUCGAACGGGUUCAGCCAAUGUUUGACUACGCCUACAAGAGAAUGGAAGAGGCAUAUGGCAUCUACCGGAAAAACGUACUGUACGAUUUCGUGUACGUUUCAACGUUCGCCUUUGACAAAGCCAAACAGCACUUUGAUCUUUUGUUGGCGAACUUGAAGAAGACAAAGAAGAGCAACACGAGGAAUGAUUCCCCUCGCCAUAAGGAGGAAGUGGACGAUUCUAUUGCCUUGAAGCAUAAUGUGGCUCGCUUGGCCCAGGAGUGGGAGAAUAUGUGGCGGUUUCCAGGACAAGUCGAGCAUAUCUCUGACUCUCUCGAGUUACCACUGAGGUUUGUGAAGCGCUCCCAUGACCUCGAAGAUAUGGAGGAAGAUAGUGAUGAGGAAGAUGAGGAUGAAGAUUCUGAUGACGGGGAUAUUGAUAUGGAUGAGGAUGAGGAGGAAGAUGAAGAGUGA
Neurospora hispaniola is the source of this 3057-nucleotide messenger RNA. RefSeq lists its product as uncharacterized. The coding region runs from base 1 to 3057 and encodes 1018 amino acids. The transcript is spliced from 6 exons. The record is from RefSeq and is a predicted model, not a curated record. NCBI's taxonomy places the organism in Eukaryota, Fungi, Ascomycota, Sordariomycetes, Sordariales, Sordariaceae.